CGGGAAUUUUAUGGGACAUAGCUCUGAAAGAGAGAACGGUCCUCUAAGGAUACAGAAGGACACUGCAGGACAGAGCGCAGGUACAGGUACUCGUAGGAUAGUUCUUCUUUUACCAUGGUUCACGGUGGUAUGGAUACAGAACCUGUGUUGGACAUACACAAGGUGAAGUUUAGCGAUACAGCAUGCUGCAGGUGGAUGGUGGUCUCGCUGCUCCUUGGAUCUAUUACCGUCAGCAUUGCAACAGGAUUAUUAAUAAUGUAUUUAACAACUCAAAGCCUCACUGUUCUACAUACGUUGGAGUUACAAGGACUUCAGUAUGAUCCUAGUUUACAGAACAGCACCUCUGCGUAUUACAGAUCUUUAACCAGUACACUACAGAGAUUGUUAAAAUCCAGUUUUGAAGAUACACUUCUUGAAGACAGUUAUGCAGCAGUUAAAGUUCUACACUACAGCAGGGGGAAUAAAAGUGUCAUAGCGCAUCUCAGGAUGAAGUUUUUAGCUUCUGCUCAUCAUGAGAGUCGUGAGCAGAUUGAAGACAUUCUCAGACAAGGACUGGCAACGUUAUUAGGUGCACAUACUGUUCCAGUAUCAAUUUACGGGAAUAUCUCUUCUGCUCUACUUGCUGAUAACCAAGGAAUGUCCUUCUACUCUAUUGGUCUUAAGUCAGGUAGCUGCCCAGCUCAUGUAUUUGCCUGCAAGAACACACAAUGCAUUGUAAAGCAGAACCCAGAGUGUGAUAACAUUCGGGAUUGUAAGGAUGGCUCGGACGAAAAAAAUUGCAACUGUGGGGUUCGACCUGCCAUGCAAAAAGCUAACAGAAUCGUAGGAGGAUCAGAUGCUACCAAGGGAGAGUUCCCAUGGCAGGUUAGCCUAAGAGAAAACAAUGAGCACUUCUGUGGAGCUACCAUCAUCAGUGAUAAGUGGCUGGUGUCGGCAGCCCAUUGCUUCAAUGACUUCCAGGAUCCGGCUGUGUGGCUGGCUUACAUCGGAUCGAUAUUUCUGAGUGGUACUGACAGUGGCACGGUCAAAGCGUCCAUCAAAACCAUCGUUAAACAUCCCUCCUAUGAUCCUGAUACAGCAGACUACGAUGUUGCCGUACUAGAACUGGAAUCCCCAUUGAGGUUCAACAAGUACACCCAAUCAAUCUGCCUCCCGGCCUCCACGCACACAUUUCCUGUGGGCAAGAAAUGCAUCAUCACUGGAUGGGGAUACCUUAAAGAGGACAACCUGAUAAAGCCUGAAGUUCUCCAAAAAGCUACAGUGGCCCUAAUAGAUCAGACACUAUGUAAUAGCCUGUACAGCAAUGUUGUGACAGACAGGAUGUUGUGUGCUGGCUACCUGGAGGGCAGAAUCGAUUCAUGCCAGGGGGAUUCAGGAGGUCCACUGGUGUGUGAAGAACCAUCUGGCAAGUUUUUCUUGGCUGGCAUUGUGAGCUGGGGCGUAGGCUGUGCAGAGGCCAGGAGGCCUGGUGUCUAUGUCAGAGUGAGCAAAGUCAGAAACUGGAUCCUAGACAUCAUCUCAACAUCUGUGCCCCUCGAUCCAUUUACAAGCUCAACCACUACUACAAGUAUGAAGAAAACCACAAACUCCAAAUCUACCACUGCACGGCCACUGACCAAAUAUUCAACUACUAAGGUGAAACCACCUAGUAGUACCAUGUUGUCUAAACCGACCAACAAACCUCCCAGCACCUCCAAGCCUCAAGAAUGUGGCAGCCGCCCUGGGCUAACAAAACCGAACAAAAUAGUCGGGGGACUGGAUGCUGUCAGAGGAGAAGUGCCAUGGCAAGCAAGCCUCAAGGAGGGCCCACGCCAUUUCUGUGGGGCAACGAUAAUUGGUGACAGAUGGCUGGUUUCUGCAGCUCACUGCUUCAAUCAAACCAAAUUAGAGCAUGUGACGGCUCAUAUGGGAUCCACAGCACUAAGUGGAGCUGACUCUGUGGCCGUGAAGAUCAGUUUAAAGAAGGUCGUCCAGCACCCUCACUUCAAUCCUCUCACCCUAGAUUUUGAUGUGGCUGUGCUGGAGCUUGCCAGCCCCCUGACCUUUAAUAAAUAUGUCCAGCCUGUAUGCCUUCCCUCCGCCCUUCAGAAAUUUCCUGCCGGAUGGAAGUGCAUGAUCUCUGGAUGGGGCAACAUCAAAGAAGGCAAUGUGUCCAAACCUGAGGUGCUGCAGAAAGCGUCUGUUGGUAUCAUUGACCAGAAGAUCUGCAGUGUCCUGUACAACUUUUCCAUUACAGAACGAAUGAUUUGUGCAGGAUUCCUUGAUGGGAAGGUGGACUCUUGCCAGGGUGACUCCGGGGGACCUUUAGCAUGUGAAGAAAGCCCAGGUAUCUUCUUCUUAGCUGGUAUUGUUAGUUGGGGAAUAGGAUGUGCUCAGGCGAAGAAACCUGGUGUUUACAGUCGGGUUACCAAACUUAAAGACUGGAUAUUGGACACAGUGGCCCCUGUUCUGAGAACCACAGACAGUGGCAUGAACCUUCCCAAAUCGUCUGUACAGCCAAGCACUAGCAGUACAUGGCCAUUUACUCUUAGACCACCAACCUCUACUGGCCACAGAACAACUACUCUUUCCAGGACUACAAUCUCUCAAACCAAAAGCACAAGAAGUACUCCAAAGUCUUCUACAACCAAAGGGACCACUAAAAAGACAACUACUUCCAAGGUCAGCACCACAACAUCACGGAUCACUGAGCCACCCCGACCCACUCAAAAGCCAGUACCAUGCACAGCUUCAACAUACAAGUGCUCCAACAGAGUCUGCAUCAGCAAAGCUAAUCCCGAGUGUGAUGGAAUCCCAGACUGCAGCAAUGGUUCUGAUGAGCAGAGCUGCGACUGUGGCUCAACCCCAGUGAUUCCCUUUAACAAGAUAGUGGGGGGCAGUGGUUCCCUUCGUGGAGAAUGGCCAUGGCAAGUCAGUCUGUGGCUGCGAAGGAAGGAGCACAAGUGUGGCGCAGUGCUGAUCUCAGACCGCUGGCUGCUCUCUGCUGCUCACUGCUUUGAUAUAUAUAGUGACCCAAAGCUAUGGGCAGCAUACUUGGGCACCCCUUUCCUUAAUGGGGUAGAGGGAAGGGUGGAGAAGAUCUUCCGUAUCCACAAGCACCCCUUCUACAAUGUAUAUACACUGGACAAUGACGUGGCUCUACUGGAACUGCCAUCUCCCCUCACCUAUACCAAUCUAAUCAAGCCAAUCUGCCUCCCAGACACCAGUCAUAUCUUUCCGGAGGGCACAAGAUGUUUCAUCACAGGCUGGGGAUCAACCAAGGAAGGAGGUCCCAUGUCCAGACAACUCCAGAAAGCUGCAGUUAACAUUGUUGGAGAUCAGACCUGCAAAAAAUUCUACCCAAUUCAGAUCAGUCCCAGAAUGCUGUGUGCUGGUUUCAUGCAGGGAGGUGUUGAUAGUUGUUCUGGAGAUGCAGGUGGCCCCUUGGCAUGUAGAGAACCAUCUGGCCGCUGGUUUCUUGCAGGAAUAACCAGCUGGGGUUACGGCUGUGCGAGACCCUACUUCCCAGGCGUUUAUACCAGGAUAACAUCUGUCCGCAACUGGAUUGGACAGACUCUACGGUUGUGAAGGAUCCUACUCAGGGAUGGGAAGGAUUAGAAACCCACUUGGCAGAAGGAACUUUAAAACCAUGGCCGUGGAAAGAAGGUGGACUUUUGUAUGCUUUCCAAGAAGAAAAAUUAGAGUAUAUUUUCUAUAAAUAAAAGGUAUCCUGUUAUUAUUACAAGAAGAUAAUACAGAACUUUGACUUAGACGUACGCACGGGUUGAAAGUGAUUAUUAGCUUUCCGCUGUGGAUGUAUAUAACUAAGCGGGUUCAAAACCAGAAAGCGAUGUUUAAACAGGUAGUCACGGGUAGGAACAAUGUCAUGUAAUAGGUUGUGUGUUUAAAGGUAAACAGGGCUAUCGGCAUGUAAUAUAAAAGUGACUGCCAGAGAUGUGCGAUGGGACAAAUGUGUAAGUGAUUACAUAGACUUCAUGGCCCAUUAAAGAAAUAUUUACCCACACAUGGGAAAA
This is a messenger RNA of Spea bombifrons (plains spadefoot toad), 4013 nucleotides long. It is a transcript of the gene TMPRSS9, whose product is annotated as transmembrane serine protease 9. The coding region runs from base 115 to 3567 and encodes 1150 amino acids. The record is from RefSeq and is a predicted model, not a curated record. Gene Ontology annotation, molecular function: serine-type endopeptidase activity; protein binding. The transcript has 20 exons. NCBI's taxonomy places the organism in Eukaryota, Metazoa, Chordata, Amphibia, Anura, Pelobatidae. Gene Ontology annotation, biological process: proteolysis.